AUGGUAGAUAGCGCUGUGUGGCGUUUGGUGAAGGCGGGGAUGGAAGCUGCGGAGCGGGGAGCCGAGGCGGCAGAAGUGGCGGAGAGAGCGAAACUGUACUUCUCCGCUGGAACAUUUUCUCCGUUGCAUUUCGACAGCACCACCCGUUCUCUGUCGUUUCAUCGUUAUUGCCGCCGCGGCGCCACCGCCACAGCCGCCGCCCCCUCCGGCCGUUGGAAGCGCGCGGCCUCGGAAUACGGAAUCGCGUCGCUGCCGCAGGACGCCGCCGGAGCAGGCCGUUGGUAUUAUUCUGCUCAGAUCACACCCACGUUGUUUUUGCUGUGCGGUGAGUCUUCAUGUUUUUAUAACUAA
Molecule: messenger RNA, 351 nt
Organism: Gryllus bimaculatus (two-spotted cricket)
Lineage: Eukaryota; Metazoa; Arthropoda; Insecta; Orthoptera; Gryllidae
Source: the annotation of a GenBank genome assembly